AUGUUUAAGCGCGUGGCCAAGGCCACCGGUAGAAAGGGCGACGUGGACGAGCUCAAGCUUGCCACCGGUGACGACACCGCCAUUGGCGUCGACAAGCUCAUCGACGAGUCCUCCAGCUCCGAAGGCGAAGACGACGAUAGCGAGGAUGACGAAAGUGAGGAAGAAGGCGACGAGAAAGAUGGCAGCGGAGACUCUGAAGGAGAGUCCUCGGACGCAGAUGCCAAAUCGAAAGCCGGCUCGAAACGAAAGCGCACCGAGGCCGACGAGGCCGACGCGGCCAAGGUAGAGGGGGCCGCUGUGCAGGUCUCGAUUCGCGAGGCGAUCCAAGACCCGAUCUACGUUCCGACCGAAGGCGAGAAGAAGCACGGCGUGCUUGCAUCGCGCUGCAUCGUCUGCGAGGCGGCUGUGCUCAAAACGCCCCAUCUCGUCGCCGAGCAUCUGGAGGGCAAGGGCCACAAGCGCCGCUUCGAGCGCUUCCAGAGCUUCGUCCAGGACCAGCUCUCGGAAGGCCAGCGCAAGAACCUCGAUGCGAGAGAUGCCGUCGACCAGAUGGACGCCUGGAAGACUGAGCAGGAUGCUCUCGACAAGCAGAAGCUCGCCGACGCCGCACCCAGCAAGAGGAAGCUCGCCAGGAAGAAGAAGGCAGCCGAGUACCGCAAGAAGAAGAAGGAGCUGGCCCUGCAGCGCAAGGUGAAGAAGAAGGAUGACAAGAGGGGCAAGAAGGACGCCAAGUCCACGAGUCAGCAGGAGAAGACGGACAACACCGACGUCGGUCCGGAACAGAAGGCAGAAACUGCUAGCCCAGCGAAGAAGGCCAAGACUGCCUACGCAGACAAGAGGGCCAAGAAAAAGGCAUGA
Messenger RNA from Moesziomyces aphidis, 858 nucleotides. Lineage: Eukaryota; Fungi; Basidiomycota; Ustilaginomycetes; Ustilaginales; Ustilaginaceae. The record is from the annotation of a GenBank genome assembly.